UUCUCCCUCUUUCUCUUAUCUUCUUUCCAGUCAUAAGCCAACGACAAAGCUGAAGCGUUUGCCUUUGCCUUUCCAAUCUUCUCACUCUCGUUCCUUCUGGGAGUUAGGGUUUCCUUUUCUCUCGGUUUAUUGAACGAAAGGCUUACGUAUCCUUUGUUAAUUCUUAUCUUUACUUACACUUAGAAAAAUGGCUUCCUCCACUGCCCAAAUCCAUGUCCUUGGUGGUAUGGGCUUCGCAUCCUCGAGAAAACCCAACCACCAUUCACCCAGAACGGUUUUCUUUGGUCAAAGACUGGGAAAAACAUCUUCGUUAAACGCCGCCUUCUUACGACUGGCUAAAGCCAACGGUAAGCGGUGCAAUGUUGGGCCGGUCAGAGUAGUGAACGAGAAAGUGGUCGGUAUCGAUCUUGGGACCACCAACUCGGCCGUGGCGGCCAUGGAAGGAGGGAAGCCGACUAUAGUUACUAACGCGGAAGGGCAGAGAACGACGCCGUCUGUGGUGGCUUAUACCAAGAAUGGGGAUAGGUUGGUUGGUCAGAUUGCGAAACGGCAAGCCGUCGUGAACCCUGAGAAUACGUUUUUCUCUGUGAAGAGGUUUAUAGGAAGAAAGAUGUCGGAAGUGGAUGAGGAAUCUAAACAGGUCUCUUACAGGGUAGUUAGAGAUGAGAACGGGAAUGUUAAGCUUGAGUGUCCUGCCAUCGGUAAACAAUUCGCUGCUGAGGAAAUUUCAGCUCAGGUCUUGAGAAAGCUCGUUGAUGAUGCUUCAAAAUUUUUGAAUGAUAAAGUGACCAAAGCUGUUGUUACUGUCCCUGCUUACUUCAAUGAUUCCCAAAGGACAGCAACAAAGGAUGCUGGUCGAAUUGCUGGGCUAGAAGUUCUCCGGAUUAUCAAUGAACCUACUGCUGCCUCUCUGGCAUAUGGGUUUGAGAAGAAGAACAAUGAAACCAUCCUUGUGUUUGAUCUUGGAGGUGGUACUUUUGACGUUUCAGUGCUUGAGGUUGGUGAUGGAGUGUUUGAGGUGCUCUCUACAUCUGGAGACACACAUUUGGGUGGUGAUGACUUUGAUAAGCGAAUUGUUGAUUGGCUUGCUGACAACUUUAAGAGAGAUGAAGGCAUAGAUCUUUUGAAAGACAAACAAGCUCUUCAGCGGUUAACUGAGACAGCCGAGAAAGCUAAAAUGGAGUUAUCAUCUUUGACUCAAACAAACAUAAGUUUACCUUUCAUUACUGCCACUGCAGAAGGCCCCAAACACAUUGAGACAACUCUUACCAGGGUUAAGUUUGAGGAACUCUGCUCAGACCUGCUUGACAGGCUGAAGACACCAGUGGAGAAUUCCUUGAGGGAUGCAAAACUUUCUUUUAAAGACAUAGAUGAGGUAAUUCUUGUUGGUGGAUCAACACGUAUGCCUGCUGUUCAGGAACUUGUGAGGAAGAUGACCAGCAAGGAACCUAAUGUGACCGUCAAUCCAGAUGAAGUUGUUGCCCUGGGGGCUGCAGUUCAGGCCGGUGUUUUAGCUGGAGAUGUCAGUGAUAUUGUGCUUUUGGAUGUGACACCUUUGUCACUUGGACUGGAAACUCUGGGUGGUGUUAUGACCAAAAUCAUCCCAAGAAACACUACAUUGCCCACCUCCAAAUCAGAAGUGUUCUCAACAGCUGCUGAUGGCCAGACAAGUGUUGAGAUUAAUGUACUCCAAGGUGAAAGAGAGUUUGUUAGGGAUAACAAAUCUCUUGGCAGCUUCCGUCUAGAUGGUAUUCCACCAGCACCUCGUGGGGUUCCACAGAUUGAAGUCAAAUUUGACAUUGAUGCCAAUGGGAUCCUCUCUGUCACUGCUGUUGAUAAGGGCACUGGGAAGAAGCAAGACAUCACCAUUACUGGUGCCAGUACCUUGCCCAGUGAUGAGGUUGAUAGAAUGGUAAAGGAAGCUGAGAGAUUUGCAAAGGAGGAUAAGGAAAGAAGAGAUGCUAUAGACACAAAGAACCAGGCUGACUCUGUUGUCUACCAGACAGAGAAGCAGCUGAAAGAACUUGGAGACAAGGUACCUGGUCCUGUCAAAGAGAAAGUAGAGGCAAAACUGCAAGAGCUCAAGGAUGCAAUUUCAGGGGACUCAACUCAAGGUAUGAAGGAUGCGAUGGCUGCCCUCAAUCAAGAGGUCAUGCAGCUUGGCCAGUCGCUGUACAAUCAACCUGGUGCUGGAGGCAGUGCUGGGCCCGCACCUGGUGGUGAAAGUGGGCCUUCAGAUUCAUCAAACAAGGGGCCUGAUGGUGAUGUAAUCGACGCUGAUUUCACUGACAGCAAGUGAAGCUAGGUUUUGAGUUGUGUACAAGGAUUUUUGGCUGGGUGUUGGUGCGGAGGUGGGGAUUGAAUUUCCUAUCAUUUUUGUUCCGUGGUAGGUGACAGAAAACAAUUGGCUUUAGAUUAUAGAGGAUGAAGCACCAUAUAUAGAAUGCGCAAAUAGUUAUAAUUGUGGGUGUUGAGCCCGUGAACGUUGUUUAAAUCGUUUGAUAAAAUGGAUUUCUUGAAUUGACUUGUAUGAAUGUUAAGUCUUGGAUUGAACCUGUCCAGGGGUUACCCCGUACUUGAGCAAGAGAACUUAAUGUUGUACAGUCAUCUAAAUUCUUUCUUAUUGAUGCGUACCGCUACCUAUUA
Molecule: messenger RNA, 2646 nt
Organism: Theobroma cacao (cacao)
Lineage: Eukaryota; Viridiplantae; Streptophyta; Magnoliopsida; Malvales; Malvaceae
Product: heat shock 70 kDa protein 6, chloroplastic
Biological process (GO): protein folding
Molecular function (GO): ATP binding; ATP-dependent protein folding chaperone
Source: RefSeq, a predicted model, not a curated record